AUGCCCGCUGAUGACCCAUUCUCGUUUCUGCCCGAGCAGCCUCAGCCUCAAGCCAAACCCAAGAAGCGCGAUUGGCGCGAGAAGCUCUUCUCCAAGGAUAAAAGCAAAGCUGCUGCGCAGACAAAUAGGGAGAUUGCAGACUUCUUGAGUACCUCACGGGCCCCAGAGCCAGCCCCAGCACCCCCACCAAACGACCCGAGAUACGUGCCUCCGCAGAACAACUACGCUCCCCCAGACCUCUCGGGCUACCAGUCGAAGCCAGUCGCCGCGCCUGCACCCGCAGGACUUCCUCAGGAAAAUUACACCACCGCCGAUUUCCCAGACCACCAGCAUGCAUCUGCCCUUGCCCCCGCCCCUGCCAAGCCUCAUGGUCGCAAAGGCAAAGGGCUGCGAGUCGGCUUCAGUAACCAGACACCGGAGGUGAUUGGAGAAGGAGGGGACGAGUCAGAGCAACCUACGGUUGAGAUAUCUGCGACUCGCCAGAAAUCGCAGAGCAGAACUCAGUUGGGCAAUCUCUCGCAAAAUCCCUCGCGAUCUCAUUUACCGGACCUACGACUCGACACAUCGCUGGGCGAUGGCGAAUCGCGACCUCGGCGAGCAGGCUCUUCGCCUCGACGUGAUGACUGGAAACCGCCUCUGAUGCAGAACACGCAGGAUUCGGACUUCUUGAGGACUUUGCCUCUGAGCGAAAGCGGCUCCAGGCUGUCCUUCCGUGGGGACAGCGAAGAGAGCGCAUUCGCGCAGCGAGUGCGUGAUAAGAUGCAAGCGGAGGAAGGACGUGCCCUUCACCAUCGUUAUGAUGAAGAUACAUCAUCUCCAGGUGUCGAUGACGAGGACCUACCCACCCCUCCGAGCCCGCCUAGCCCUGAACCGCCUUUGAAAGGCCAUCACGACCUUCAUGAUUCCGAAUCCACCUACGAAACAGCCCCAACAUCAGCCACGUCUCAUGCGCCAUCGGUCUCUUUAUCAAUGAUGUCGAUUGUAGACUCAAUCCGAAAUCCUCCUAGCCCCGCAGUACACCGUGCGCCUGCACCGACAAGCCUCAGUCCCAUUGAUCCCCGAAUGCCUCCAAACCUCAUCCCCGGUAGCCCUGGCAAGGUUUCUCCUACGCUCACAAAACCCCCUCCUCCGACCUUGCCCGAUAUUAACCCUGUUGCGCCUCUCAGUGGCAAGGGCCAAGAGCCUCCCCAGGAGCCUGCGCGUACCUCCCAACCGCCCAAGUUUUCUAUCCGCAACAUCGCCAACCAGGUUGGAGAUACUGCGUUUGCCGAGUUUAGGGAAUACAACGCUCGCUAUGAGAGCCUGAUCCAGCUCGCCGCAGAGAGUGUAAAGCCAUUAAUGGAGACAUCGCUCUGCGAGUGGGUUCGUGCUGCAGUGUGGUGGUUCCUACGAGGAAAGACCCGGCUGGAAGUUUACGCUCGUUCUCGUGCAACAUUGCCGCCAAAUUUCGCGAAGCAGGCAGUGAUUGAUCUUGGAAAAGCACUGUGGAUCACUGAAAAUAUUGUUCCCAAUCAUUCAGAACUUGCCCGCUACGGUUCCAUGAGUAUUGACUCUUUGAUUGCCGUUGCAAGUACCACAGGAGACAAAAGCUUGGCCGACCAUUUGAGCAUGCACCAAACCAUCAUCAACCACCUUCGCUCACUUUCCAUGUCCAUUAAACGCAACAACAUUCUCGCUUCGGUGGUUUCGGACGAAGGUUCUCCUACACAACUGGACACUACCAUCUGGCUGCGUUACCCCUUCUACGCCCCCGAUGUAUCGGCAGUUCUAUCUGGCGCCGCAACAAGGUCAAUGCUGGCUGACACCACUGCCAAAACACCAAGCUUGGUAAACAUGAUGCCACUGGGCGACACUGGCCGCUACUUCAGCUACGGUACUUUGUUCGUGCAAGUAUGCGUCAGCUCCAGUGAUGAUGAUGGACAGCAGCAAUAUGCCAUGCCUUGCGCCCUGACCAUUGUCCGUGAACGAGCGGAUUGGUAUGUUUGCGCUGCUAUCACCAGUCAGAGUCAACUAGUCAACAUAAUGAUUCAAUCCGACCGCAAGCAAGGUCCAACGUGGGAAGAUGUGGAUUGGCAGGUCCGCUCCAACUCUAUGCAUGUGAAGCUUCCGAGAGGGUUCGAACUGGAUGUCAUGUUUAAAGAAGAAGACUUCAAGACUCUCUGGAAUAUCGUCAAGUACACAAAAAAGUCGGAGGACAGUCUCCAUCCUGAGGCGGGGGAGACCGUUGUUUUCGAAAAUACUGUGAAAGUUUUCCAAUACAUGGAUCCAGGUACUCCAAAGGCGUUCCCUGCAGACCCUGUGGAACGAUGUCGGGUGCGCUUGUUUGAGCGUUCUGUCAAGAUCACCGAAGGAACCGGUACUCGCAGUGCGCACCGUGGAUUCCGGUUGGCCGUCCUGACAAGUCCCCGGGUGAAGACUUUGAGUAGCAUCCGCCACACUUUGGGCCAUGGGUCCCCAGUCGUGUUUGGUCUUUUGCGGGGCGAAGACGGUGCCCCCGCUCUCCUCCUUAAGGUAACUGAAGAUGGCCGUACGAGGUCUAUGCUGAUGACGUUCCAUGAAGUCGAGGAGCGUGCCGAGAUGCAUUCAGUGUUGCUUGGCAUGUCACCGCGAAACGGUGAACUCAAGUCCCCUGAGUACGCCCUUACAUCCUACUGCAUUGAACAGCCUGAAGACCACUUCAGCGGCCGCCCCUCUGUCAAACAUCUGGAGUUCCCCGCUGGGAGCGUAUGCGUUAUUGACCAGGAGCAUGCCUAUGUUGAUCAUGGAUAUGGCCCAACAAUUCUUUCCGAAAAUUUGAGAGCGUUUGUUGCGACUGAAUGGGGCUCUGUUACAGAUCGCAUCAACUUGGGACCUGGUGAAUUGAAAAUCGGCUUGGAUGUUAAGCGUCCAACCAGCAUGAGUCUCUUCCGCCCUGCACAGCAGGAUAUGACACUUUCACUUGCGGAUAACCUCAUCGCCCCCGAGCUGCCAGGGAAAUUAGCAGGACUCCUGGAGAAGAUUACCACUAAACCCAUGAUUCGCCGCCUCGACUUCCCUACCAUGCAGGACCUUCAUGCCUUUGAAGCAUCAGUCACCGGCUUCCAGGUUCUUUACGACGGCAUGGCUUCAUCGUUCUCGAUCUCCCGUCGGCGCAGCAUGGUUCCAAUCUACAAGAAAUGGGAAGCCUCUCUGGCUCGAGUCCAGAUCGUUCGACAGGAGAAGGUCGUUCAACUGCUUGCCUUCUUUGGAGAAUUCCAGCAUGGAACCUGUAUGAACUUUGUGCUGAAGGGCACAGAUAUCAUGGAGUCAUUCGGCCGGUCUGGCAAAUUUGGCAUUCGCAUGGUCGAUGCCAAAUUCGCUCUCCCAAGAAAGGACGAAGACCCCGUCUCGAACUUUGUUUGUCUUGAUAUGCCUGAGUAUCCUAUUGAACAUGACGACAUUGCAAUUACUUUCGAUACUGAAGCUACCCGUGCUACCUUCAAAGCAGCUCUACCUGGAUCAGUGCGAGAGCCAUCUCGAAUGGGCUCUAUUCGCCGAUGA
Penicillium salamii is the source of this 3519-nucleotide messenger RNA. Lineage: Eukaryota; Fungi; Ascomycota; Eurotiomycetes; Eurotiales; Aspergillaceae. The record is from the annotation of a GenBank genome assembly.